UGAUGAGUAAUUACAAUGCUACUAAAUAUUGGAUUCAUCACUCCACAUGCAAAAACACCUCUUGGCCCAACCCAACAUAUAAGUUUUGGUUUCAUCAGUUAGACUCUUCCAAGUUCAACCUCAACCCUCACCCUACUCGACCUCCGCAAGAACUCCCUUGCGAAAAUUCUCGAAACUCCGGCGAUAAUUUCACCGGAAAACCACUAGAAACCCACCACCGGCGCCGGAAUCGUUAAAAAAUGCCGCCAAAGCAGGCGUCGAAGGCCGAUCUGGCAAAAAAGCAGAAGGUAGUUGAAGAUAAGACCUUUGGUCUUAAGAACAAGAACAAGAGCAAAAACGUUCAGAAAUAUGUUCAAAGUCUUAAACAAUCUGUCCAACCUAAAACUGACCCUAAAAAGGAUGCUAAGAAAAAGAAGGAAGAUGAGAAGGCAAGGGAGAAGGAGUUGAGCGAUUUGUUUAAGAUUGCUGUUACCCAGCCAAAAGUUCCAGUUGGUGUUGAUCCAAAGUCUAUACUUUGCGAAUUUUUUAAGGCAGGGCAGUGUACAAAAGGUUUUAAGUGCAAAUUUUCACAUGAUUUAAAUGUGCAGAGGAAAGGAGAGAAGAUUGAUAUUUACUCAGAUAAGCGCGAUGAUGGAACUAUGGAGGAAUGGGAUUUAGAGACCUUAGAAAAAGCUAUUGCAGAGAAGAGUAAGGAAUACAAUCAGAACAAACCAACCGAUAUUGUAUGCAAACAUUUUCUGGAUGCAGUGGAGAAAAAACAAUAUGGUUGGUUCUGGUCAUGUCCAAAUGGUGGUAAAAACUGUCAUUACAGGCAUGCUCUACCUCCUGGUUAUGUUCUUAAAUCUCAAAUGAAGGCUCUGCUAGAGGAAGAGGCUGAUAAGAUGCCCAUUGAAGAAGAGAUUGAGGAGCAGCGGUCAAAGGUGAAGUCUACAACACCCAUGACUACAGAAUUGUUUUUACAAUGGAAGCAGAAAAAGACCGAUGAAAGAGCUGCUAAUAUGGCUUCACAGAGUGCAGAUAGAGCUAAGAAUGAUAGAAUGAGUGGACGAGAACUAUUUAUGACAAAUGCUAGCUUGUUUGUUGAUGAUGCUGGGGCAUGGGAUCAAUAUGAAAGGGAGGAAUCUGAAAAUAAUGAGCCAGAGGCAAAUGAGAAACCUCAGGAAGAGGUCCACGGCAGUUCAACUCAUGGCAGUCCUGAUGCCCCUGGCAGUUCAGGUGUAGCAAAUGGUGAUGAUGAUGACCUGGAUGACAUUGACGAUGACCUAGAUGAUGACGAGUUGGAGGAGCUGGAAGCUAGUUUGUCUAGAACAUCUAUCCAAAUAAAGGAGCCUGGCCCCAGUGCUUAAUCUCUAUAAGAAUUAUGCAGCCUGCACGAGUUUUGCGGUGUGUUUAAAAAGCAAUGAUGGAGGGAAAUUGAGGUAAAGGGGAGAGAGAGAAGGGGGGGGGGGAAAGGAAGGAGGGAGAAGUGGGCUUGAUUUCCCUCCAAAUUUUUCCAGCUGGGAAGAUUUGUUAAGAGGUAAAGGAAAUUUAAUCCUUUCCUCUUUUCUCCCUUCUCUUUCCCUAUUGUACAUCCAAAUAAAGCGUAAUGGAUCUAUAUCGCUCUCCCUCCUCUUUUCUUGUCAAAUCCUCUCCAAACACAUUGUAAAUGUGUGGGCUUUGCUUAAUGUUGGCAAUCACCUGACACCCCUGAUUUAGGUUUGUGCCUCAAGAUGGGGACGUUUUUAGUGUUACGAUUGUGUUUAGUGAUUGCUGAAUCAGGCCAGUUUAGUAUUUGAAAUAUAUGUUGUCAUUUGGAGUCUUGAAGAUUACUCCUAAUAGUUCUAUAAUCUAGUGUUUUUGAUACCUGAGUUCCAUUCUUGAGCUUGUUAACCAUUGAGCUUUGUACCAUGUUUAUUACCUGUCACUCUGUCAGGCUUCUUUGGCUUUUGUAACUUAUCAUUUGCACAUGAAUGCUUGAUAUAUUGUAGCUUCGGCACCGUUUUGUGUUUGUUGGAUGCCUAUAUACAAAAGACAUGGAAACAUUGGUACCCUUUCUUCAA
Molecule: messenger RNA, 2039 nt
Organism: Beta vulgaris subsp. vulgaris (sugar beet)
Lineage: Eukaryota; Viridiplantae; Streptophyta; Magnoliopsida; Caryophyllales; Amaranthaceae
Product: zinc finger CCCH domain-containing protein 11
Exons: 8
Coding region: 240-1346 (368 amino acids)
Biological process (GO): cytoplasmic translation
Cellular component (GO): cytosol
Molecular function (GO): mRNA binding; metal ion binding
Source: RefSeq, a predicted model, not a curated record